Molecule: messenger RNA, 549 nt
Organism: Aspergillus chevalieri
Lineage: Eukaryota; Fungi; Ascomycota; Eurotiomycetes; Eurotiales; Aspergillaceae
Gene: rcf1
Product: respiratory supercomplex assembly factor RCF1
Exons: 3
Coding region: 1-549 (182 amino acids)
Biological process (GO): mitochondrial respirasome assembly
Cellular component (GO): mitochondrion
Source: RefSeq, a predicted model, not a curated record
AUGAGCAGCGAACCUCUUCCCUCGUCUUUCGACGACCAUCCUGAUUUCAAGGAGGAAUCGUCUCUUCAAAAAUUCACCAGAAGACUCAAAGAGGAGCCCUUGAUCCCGCUGGGAUGCGCCGCAACAUGCUACGCCCUAUACCGCGCCUACCGCUCCAUGAAAGCCGGCGACUCGGUUGAGAUGAACCGGAUGUUCCGCGCCCGUAUCUACGCCCAAGGAUUCACCCUCGUCGCCAUCGUCGCCGGAGGCAUGUAUUUCAAGACGGAACGGCAGCAGCGCCGCGAAUUCGAGAAAGCACUCGAGGCACGGAGGUCCCAGGAAAAGCGCGAUGCGUGGCUACGGGAGUUGGAGAUCCGUGAUAAGGAAGAUCGGGAUUGGAGGGAGCGACAUGCUGCUAUGGAGGCGGCUGCUAAGGAAGCGGAACGGAAGGGGGCUGCUAAGGCGACGCUUGAGCAGGAUACGGCUCGGUCUUCUCUGGAGCCUGGUGAUGAAAAGAGAACACUUGGGGUAUUAGAUGCUGUGCGGGAUAUGGUAUCGAGGCGGGGGUAA